Eriocheir sinensis (Chinese mitten crab) is the source of this 1167-nucleotide messenger RNA. Its product is annotated as WD repeat-containing protein 73-like. Gene Ontology annotation, biological process: cytoplasmic microtubule organization. Lineage: Eukaryota; Metazoa; Arthropoda; Malacostraca; Decapoda; Varunidae. The transcript is spliced from 5 exons. Gene Ontology annotation, cellular component: spindle pole; cytosol. The record is from RefSeq and is a predicted model, not a curated record. Gene Ontology annotation, molecular function: protein binding. Bases 82 to 1155 code for a protein of 357 amino acids.
UGCGCCAGGCCGGCCGCGGGACGUCCAUGAAAGCUGUCAACGAAAGUCUUGUUAUUUAUUUUGUGUCCUUAUCUCGCGGCCAUGGAGGACAACACAUUACAGGGCGAGGAGUCAGACGAUGAGUGGUUCUACGAGUCCAUCAGGAGAUAUGACGACUUGUUGAUGUAUGAUGUUCAGGGGGACAUUGGCUGUGCAACCUUUUAUGACAACUCCAAGGUUCUUCUGGGUGUCUCAAGGAGUUCGUUACAUGAGCUGUGGCUCCUGAGUGUACCAGACAAGCUGUUAUUGGCUGGAAGGAGCGCUGGCCUUGUCAAGAACAGGGACUUCAACUUGGUGGCUGCAGGCUACACUAGUGGCUCAGUCAAGAAGGUUGUAAGAGUUGGGAGCAGUGUGGUUGUGGCUGAGGAGGGAGGCAUCCACCUCUACUCAAUCCCUCAAUCUAAUAAUCCUUCAGAUGUGAUCAGCCUCACCAGCACCCUGAUACGUGGCGCUGAGGGGGAGGUGGCGCUGGCUGUGUCUGAAGCUGGACGUGUGUAUGCUGGGGACACACUCUCUAAUCUUACCCAGCUGGACAUAAGCUCCGAAAAUACACACAAGCCAAUUGAGUUUCCCGUUACUUUUCAGGGAAGUGACAAAAUAAGUGAAAUCAAGUGUGUUGGUCAUAAAGUCUUCAUUUGUUCCAGAUGUAAAGGAUCUGUGCUUAUACUUGACCAACGGACAGACUCAUUUGUGCAAGAAGUACAAGUGCAGAAAGACACCAGUGGCUUGUGGACGAUGGAUGCCAACCAAGAUGAUAUUGUAGCCCUAGCCAGCUCAUGUGGAAGUGUGAGUGUGCAUGAUCUUAGACAUACACACAAGGAGAUUUAUUCACACAAUGUAGGAAGUGCACACACGUCAUCUCAGAAGGUCACAGUACAUCUAAGUCCUUCUGAUCCACUUCUCUCUGUGGCUGGAUUUGACAAAACUGUUGAGAUCCAUGAUUAUCUAUGUGGAGAAAGUGAUGGCAAGGUUUUCUGUCAUGAUGGACACAGAGGGCAGGAUGUGCAAGGCAUCGUGACUCACAUGUGGCACCCAGCACAGAAAAAGCUUCUCUUUUCUGCAGAUGAUACAGGAAAAUUAAAUGCUUGGAGGUUUAAACUGCCACCGAAUAUGUGAUACAGGGGGGGG